AUGUCUCACAACAACGAUGAAGAAGAAUGGCUCCACGUUUCUAUAGACGCGUCGACACUUCAUCGUUGUCUUAUCUUAGGCAGCACUAUUUGCAUAUUAUUAGCCGGCUAUGCUGCUCAUAGAAAAGAGGUCCUCCCGAUGAACAACUAUGGAAACAAGACGAACUGGCUGGCGAAGCCUCGCUCAAGCAUCACCAACUCAUCGCUUUACUUGGGCAAAGCCACCGCCGGGAGCCAUCUUUCACACAAAACGCAACGUAAAAAACUGGUUCGCUACUACUUUGGAACCUCGUCUUCAAACUACUGUCAUCAAAAGACACUUCCGCAAGGUUGGUUACCUUCGCUGCCAAGAGUGCUUGAAAUAAAUAUCACUGCUCAAGUAUUACUGCGUAUAACUGUGCUGCUUGGGCUGAAUCCCAAGUCCAUCUGCACCCUUCAACCUUUACUGGAACUACUAUCCUCAGCUAUGCUCGUGAUAAUGGCAUCUCUACAACAACAGCAAGACAAAACAGUGAGAUUUUUGAUGCCCUACAACUUUCCCAUAUUUUCUGCUUUAUUCAUUGUGAAUGGAGCCUUAUGCGUGACGCUGGAUAGAUUCGAUUUGAAAAAACAAAAAGCAGUCCCACAAGGAUGGCUGCCGUCGCUUUCAAGGGUGCUGGAAAUGAAAAUUGCUCCUCAGGCAUUACUGCGGUUAGCGGUGCUGCUCGGAGUCAAUAUCAAGUUCAUUCUGUGCUUGAUACGAUGCACCACUAUUUUGGAACUCCUCGAAGGAGGCAAACUAGUCCGGCUUUUAUGCAGAGUUCAACCGAUACUCGAACUGUUCUCCUCAGCCGUUCUCAUGACAAUGACAAGCAUGCACCAACAGCAGGAUAGAUCAGUCAAGUGGAUAAUGCGAUACAAUUUUCCCCUAUUCUCUGCACUGUAUCUUCUAAACGGAACGCUUUGUGUCGCUCUCGAUAUCAUUGACCCAAGGAAAACGUUUUCUUCAACAUUUUUCAACUUGAAAGUGUCGUGUCUGAUCGCAUAUUCCGUUUGCGCACCUACUGUUCAUGAAACUCUCUUGGAGUACUAUGCCGAGAAACCAUGUCAUACGUAUGUCCCAUAUCGCUCGGCCGUUGCCGAGUACGCAUGCAUUCUGUCAUUGCUCGUCUUCUCGAUGAGCCAGUUCGACCUCAAUGGCCUUAGUGGACUAAGGAUUACGGUCCCAUCACUGCCCGACGACCACAUAACGACUUGUUCGGCAGACUAUGCUCCCGCUGUUUCUUCUCAAUAUAAAAAUGGGGUCGCUCCUGAAGAUUCCGUCACCCCUAUCAUAUUGUAG
Molecule: messenger RNA, 1320 nt
Organism: Cylicocyclus nassatus
Lineage: Eukaryota; Metazoa; Nematoda; Chromadorea; Rhabditida; Strongylidae
Source: the annotation of a GenBank genome assembly